UGUCUGCCUCUUUCUAACUCAAUCCUUUAAAAGAGACACUUCCACGCCAAAAAAAAAAGAAAAAAAAUUAAAAAUCUUGCAGGUUUAUCUCUAUGUUUCUCCCAACAUGUAGCUUGAAACAUGUUACUUGCUUUAAGGAAAAGUUUCUCCACGUCGCUAAAGUCUGUUUUGAUAUUUCUCCCUCUUAAACAACUGUGAGCUGCUUCAACCCGUCUCUAAAUCAAGUCAAAUUGCAUGCAGAGCCUGGAGGCGCUGGACUGAUAAAUCUGUAGCUGUGUGAUCGGAAGAUUUUUCCCCCCCUCCUUUAUUUGUUUCAUCCGAGCACCGGGCGUGAUGAGACUCUGGAGCCGCCGGAGGAACUUUGUCUUUCUGGGCUUUGCGCUGCACGUCUGGUCCCUGUCCACGGCUCUGGAAAAUGUCAGAAACAAGGUUUUCAGCAUAAAGGAGGGAAGUACUCCAGACAAGGCUAAGCGGCAGGAGGAUGCGGCCAAACCACGUCACCAUGAGACCACGGUACCUCUGAUACUGAAGGGCAAAGAGCGAAGACCUCUCAGCCAGCUCACCCCUGGGAUUUAUCCUGCGUCACUCCAGCUGGUGGUGUUUGCAGAAGGUGAAGAGCUGAUCCUGUCACUGGAGAAGAAUGAGGGUCUUUUUGCGAGCCACUACACCGAGACACAUUACAGGGAGGAUGGAAGUGCAGUCACUGGUACUCACAACUUCACGAACAACUGCUACUACCACGGCGAAGUGCGGGAGCAUCCCAACUCUGAUGUAACCCUCAGUGCCUGCUUGGGACUCCGAGGCUUUAUUGCACUUGAAAACAAGACAUUUAUUAUCGAGGCCGUGUCUGGCCACGACGCUGGGGCCCACUUCAUUUACCGAGUGGAAGAGCUCAAAGUGACCCCUGGUGCCUGCGGCCAUGGCUUUAAUUUGUCCUCUGUUGCCCCUGAAAGCCACAUCAAAAGCCCUUUCCAGUCCUUUCACACAAGGCAUAAAAGGCAUGCUCAGAAGACGACCAAAUACGUGGAGCUGAUUAUCGUCGCAGACAACAGAGAGUUCCAGAAACAGGGGAGAGACUUGGAGAAAGUCAAACAGCGGCUUGCAGAGAUAGCCAAUUAUGUGGACAAGUUUUACAGGGCGCUCAACAUCAGGGUGGCUUUGGUGGGUCUGGAGGUGUGGAGUGACUCCGAUAAAUGUCCCAUCACUCAAGAUCCCUUCACCACCUUACACGAGUUCCUAGACUGGAGGAAGGUGAAGCUUCUGCCCCAGAAGCCUCACGACAACGCUCAGCUCAUAAGCGGCGUUUACUUCCAGGGCACCACUAUCGGUAUGGCGCCCAUUAUGAGCAUGUGCACAGUGGAGCAGUCUGGAGGCAUUGUCAUGGAUCACUCGGAGAACCCGCUGGGUGCAGCCGUGACUUUGGCACAUGAGCUGGGACACAACUUCGGCAUGAACCACGACACCCCGGAGCGUGGCUGCGGUUGUAGGAUGACUGUUGACCGUGGAGGCUGCAUCAUGACCCCCUCCACAGGAUAUCCGUUCCCGACGGUGUUCAGCACCUGCAGUAAAAAGGACCUCGCAGCCAGUCUGGAGAAAGGUGUGGGCAUGUGUUUGUACAACAUGCCAGAGGUCAAGGUGCUUUAUGGCGGACAGAAGUGCGGCAAUGGCUACGUGGAGGAGGGAGAGGAGUGUGACUGCGGGGAGCCUGAGGAAUGCAUGAACCCCUGCUGCAACGCCACCACAUGCACCCUCAAAGGAGAUGCUGUGUGCGCCCACGGGCAGUGCUGUGAAGACUGCAAGCUCAAACUGGCCGGCACCAUGUGCCGCGAGUCCAGCAACUCGUGCGACCUGCCCGAGUUCUGCACCGGAUCCAGCCCGCACUGCCCGGCCAACGUUUACCUGCACGACGGACACGCUUGCCACAACGUGGACGGCUACUGCUACAACGGCAUCUGCCAGACUCACGAGCAGCAGUGCAUCACGCUGUGGGGACCAGGAGCUAAACCUGCUCCCGGGAUUUGCUUCGAGAGAGUCAACUCUGCAGGGGAUCCUUACGGGAACUGUGGGAAGGACUCCAGAGGCUCCUUUGCCAAAUGUGACGCAAGGGAUGCAAAGUGUGGUAAAAUUCAGUGCCAAGGCGGAGCAAACCGGCCAGUGAUCGGCACAAACGCUGUCUCCAUAGAAACCAAUAUCCCGCUACAGGAAGGAGGACGUAUUCUGUGUCGGGGCACACACGUGUACCUGGGGGAUGACAUGCCAGACCCCGGGCUUGUUCUAGCAGGGACAAAGUGUGGAGAAAACAUGGUGUGCUUGAACCGGCAGUGUCAGAAUGUCAGCGUCUUUGGCGUCCUCGAGUGCUCCGGGAAAUGCAGUGGACGAGGGCAAACGUACAAGGAAAUCCCCUCCAAGUGCCUCUUAACCCUAUCACCUAGUGGAUAUGGUGCUAUAUGCCGGAGGCAAAGGAGACACUCAGGCUGUGCAUCUGUGCUAAAUGUGUGCAACAACAAGAAGAACUGCCACUGUGAAGCGCAGUGGGCUCCUCCGUUGUGCAAGGAACCUGGCUUUGGCGGGAGCAUUGACAGCGGGCCAAUGAGACUGGCAGAUGUGCGUGUGUGUGUAUUAAUGUGCGUGUUGUCGUAUAUGGCAUCAGCCGACAGUGUGCUCAUUACCGUGGUGGUCCUGGUCACCCUGGUUAGUCUGCUGGUGGCCACAGUGAUCGUCUUUCUGAAGAGGAAAACUCUGCUGCGUCUCUUCUUCAGCCACAAAAAGACCACUCUGGAAAAACUCAGAUCCGUGGAGGCAACCAGACCAACCAGCCCCAUCAGGACUGAGUCCAGGUACAGACCCACACCACAGCGCAAGCCUCCACCCAAACCUUCCACAGCCAAUAUUUAUAAGCCGUCUUUCCUGAGCGAUGAGCCUCUCCUCCCUCCUCACAACUUCCACUCUCACAGCCUGCGCAGGCUGCCCCUCUACCAGCCGCUGCACAUCAGCCAGCCCAUGCCCGUGUCUCUGAGCGUGGGCCAUCCCACCCUGCCUCCUCUGCCCGCCCACGACCACCGAGUCCUGCCCACCCACUCGUCGGUCUCACCUGCUCCGGUACCGCCGUUCCUCAGCCUGCCGCGCAAGCAGACUUUGUACAGAGUGGAUCAGGAUUUUGAGAAGCCCAGUCCACCACAGAAACCUCUGCCUGCUGAUCCGUUAGGGCGGAGCUCUCGGCUUGGGUACAGCAUCACACCAUCGGGGGUCCACAUCCCAGGGACCGGAGCGAUCCCAGUACCUAUCCCCAAGGUUCCUAGACCGCCGCCCAGCAUCCCUUUACCAAACAGACCUGUUCCAGCAUUGCCCUACAGACCACCAAAGAGUCAGGACUGCUGAGAAGUGGACUUUGCAGAUGAGUCAAAAGCGUAAAUCUCACAAAAAAAAAAGGAAGAAGCUACAAAGACUUUCUUGUUUUGCACUAAUCUUUGAGACAAGACUCUGUUGGACAUGUUGGACCACAGGAAGAGUUGCAACGUUUCUGGGGAGAAACGAGGAUGACCGUCACACCUUGGUGCUACGCCUCUAGAAGGUGCUGUCCUCUCUCAGGUACCAAUGAACUAUUUAUCUAUUUAACUAUUUAACUCUGACAUUAUAAGCCUGUGUGCAAAUGAAGAAGAAUUUUCCACAAGGAGCAUUUGAGCAAAUGGAGAAAUCAAGAGUCAUUUUUAUUAAUAUUUGUUUUACAUUAUUUUUACCUCUUUUUUUUUAAUUUGUGCUUAAAUUGAAAUGUCCUUUUUUUUUAGCAAUUGAUUUUAAUUGAGUGAUGGAACUGUAGACAAAGUCAAACUAGAUUACAGAUGAAGGGAAACGGGGCACAAGUCAGUUUAACAGCGUUACUUAUUUAGUUAUUCUGUCCAUAGGGUUUUCAAUACCCAAACACUUUCUCUGUAUUCUAUUUGCCAUUGUGCUUGGAAAACAAAAAACAAAAAUAUAAUCAAUUACUGACGAGAAAAUAUGAUUCCCAAGAUGACGCUAGAUGGAAAACGAUUCUGAUUGGCUCACGUCAAGGCACCUAAAUUCCCUUUCUCUGGUUCUGACAAGUGUUGGAUGCUCAACAUGUUCUACCGAUUCAGAUGAGACGUCAGAAACCGAGCGCUGACAGAUUCCACAGACUGAUCGUGUUCCAGAGAAUUCCUCCAGCAACCAAUUCAUCAGUAUUAACGCCAGUGUUUGUAUGUUUAACAUUCACUUUGUCCUCAUUCCUGAGAGCCAAGCCAGAUGACCUCAGCGCUGUCAGCUCUCCAAGUUCCACACGCUAAGUCAAACAACAUGUUUUCCUGUUCCUCUGUUGCUGUUUGUUACCCACUCUUUUGUUCUUUUACAAGUAUUGAUUUUUGUAUUGUUUUGCUGUUUCUCCCUGUGCAUUUACAGACUAAAUCAUGAGAUUUUUAGAGUGCAGUGUUGCACUUAUGGGCACUUUUCCAGUUCAUCCUAAAGUUCACAGCAACACAAUGAAAGUCAGUUACAUCCUGCUUUGUUUUUCUUUACAAAAAAAAUGUGUUGAUCUUGUUAAAGUGUAAAGCAGUUGGCAUGACAGCUCACUGUUGGAACUUAAACGUUAAAGCUGUGUGAAAUAUGUGGUAAAUGUGUUUGUAAGGACUGUUCAUCGAGUUUACUGUAAAGUGUAACUAUUGUGUCUGUUGCCAUUUUCAUUUUGUCCUUAUCUCUUUGUUUUACAAGCACAGAAAAGUAAGAACUGCUCUGCAGCUGAGCCCCAUUUAUCCUUCUCAGUGAGAACCUGAUAUUUAACACUUGAGCGUCGCAAAUGAACUUUGAGGCCUGAAUGUUGAUUUCAGAGGUCAA
Molecule: messenger RNA, 4845 nt
Organism: Gambusia affinis (western mosquitofish)
Lineage: Eukaryota; Metazoa; Chordata; Actinopteri; Cyprinodontiformes; Poeciliidae
Gene: adam12b
Product: ADAM metallopeptidase domain 12b
Exons: 24
Coding region: 334-3378 (1014 amino acids)
Biological process (GO): proteolysis
Molecular function (GO): metalloendopeptidase activity
Source: RefSeq, a predicted model, not a curated record